AUGCCGAACAUAUUCGUGCCCCCAAUCGCUACACAGCGAGCUCCUUUGGCAGCGUGGGAAUUAUCUUCAGGAAAGAAGAAGCGCAAGAGAAUGAAAAUCCAGAGAGAGACCACGCAAGGCGAAGAGCACGACAACGGUGUAAACGGACAAUCUGAGACCAUGGCCAACCUCGACUAUACUGCGGUUGUAUCUCCUCUCGAGAGACUCCAACGCCGUGUCUCUGGACAGCCGCUGGACCAGCCCCCACCACCUUUCCCCUUUCCACACACUGAGUCGCCUCUGAUGAAGAGCCGGGCAGGCCGAGGGAAUCUUGACAAGGGAAUGGAUAGUUCACAAACGUCGAAGCUAUCUGACAGCUCGCGAUCUUUUCACGGUCAGCAUCUCGCUGCUUUGACAGCUGUAGUGCACCGGUCACUCUUCAAGGAAGAUUUUCCCCGUGCUGCUCGUGCUCUAGGCCUGAUGUUCCACGAGGAUAUCGUCAGCAAAAGCGCUGCUGUUCGCACCCAGGGCUAUAUGGGCAUUGCAGCUGAGGUGCUUCUGCGCAACGGAACCGCCAGAGAACCAAGUCCAAACCCGGGGGUAUCUGCACUUCGGUUCACGCACGAAGGUUUCGAGAAAGCCAAACUCUUUUAUGAGCGACUGAUUGUCAGACAUCCUUACCACAAGUCCUGGCCCGAGGCGGUCAAUGCUGUUGACUAUUACCUUGCCAUGUUCAAUCUUUGGAUUUUCGUGGUGCAAGCCGAAUCCACAGACGAAUCAACCGCGCAUGAGGACGAUGAAAGUGAUGUCGAAUCCGCCACCCCUUCUUCUCGCGCGGGCGGAUUCCGCAAUCCAUCAUGGAAGAAGGUGAGGGAACUUGAGCAGGCUAAUCAGAUUGCAUCCAGGAUGGACACUUGCAUGGCGACCGUUCCGUGUAUGGAUGAAGCAGAGCUCAUCAGACUUCGUGCAAUGGUUGCCCUUUGGAUAGCUGAUCUCCACAAAGAUUGCGCUUGCGCGUGUAGGCUCGGUGAUCUGGACGCUGGCGGCACACCCUUAGACCAGGAUUCCCCAGCGCUGUCCCCGAAUCAAGACCUACGUGCAGACCAGAAGGAGCAUAUACGCGAGGCUGCCCGUGCACGUGAUAGGGCGCAAGACCUCCUGUCGAGGCUGGAAAGUCAAGCGAGAAGCGACGGAGAAUGA
Messenger RNA from Cladophialophora psammophila CBS 110553, 1179 nucleotides. RefSeq lists its product as uncharacterized. Gene Ontology annotation, biological process: nucleolar large rRNA transcription by RNA polymerase I. Gene Ontology annotation, molecular function: RNA polymerase I core promoter sequence-specific DNA binding; TBP-class protein binding. The transcript has a single exon. Bases 1 to 1179 code for a protein of 392 amino acids. NCBI's taxonomy places the organism in Eukaryota, Fungi, Ascomycota, Eurotiomycetes, Chaetothyriales, Herpotrichiellaceae. Gene Ontology annotation, cellular component: RNA polymerase I core factor complex. The record is from RefSeq and is a predicted model, not a curated record.